Messenger RNA from Cyclopterus lumpus (lumpfish), 1277 nucleotides. RefSeq lists its product as uncharacterized. The coding region runs from base 361 to 1161 and encodes 266 amino acids. Gene Ontology annotation, biological process: protein ubiquitination. Lineage: Eukaryota; Metazoa; Chordata; Actinopteri; Perciformes; Cyclopteridae. The transcript has a single exon. Gene Ontology annotation, molecular function: ubiquitin protein ligase activity. The record is from RefSeq and is a predicted model, not a curated record.
CAACCACAACAACAACACUCUCUCUUUAACGAGACGUUCGGGGCGACACAUCGUCAUCAUCAUCUCUCUCUCUUUGUGGGAUGCUCGGAGUCACCACCAUUACAUCAUCGACCCCCACACAGACCAUCAGGGCUCCAGAGCUUCACGUUCAACCGGGAUCCCGAUCAUUUGGACGGAGCGGCUGCAGCUCUCUAGGGGGGGGGGUGGAAAGGCUAAUAUAUUAUAUAUAAAAACAAUGUAUGCGGGGGUGAUCGCGCUUCAAUGAGCGCGGAGGAGAGGAGGGGGAGAGGAGGAUAGACGUGCACCGUCAUCAGCAUCUGUCCGCCAGCAGCUCCCCUUUGUGUUCGCCGGAGAGCGUGAAUGGCGAGAGAUGACAUGGCAGAGGUAGAUGUGGUACCGGGCGGAGGAGCGGAGCCCCCCGGAGAGGCGGCUUCCUCCUCCUCCUCCUCCUCCUCCUCUUCCUCCUCCGCGGUGGUCCCCUACGAGGAGUACGAGUGCAAGAUCUGCUACAAUUACUUCGACCUGGACCGCCGCGCGCCCAAGAUCCUCGAGUGCCUGCACACGUUCUGCGAGGAGUGCCUGAACGCGCUCCAUCUGCGCGAGGAGCGGCCGUGGCGCAUCAGCUGCCCCGUGUGCCGCCACCGGACCCCGGUGCCGGACUACCGGAUACAAAACCUGCCCAACAACACCAAGGUGACGGCGGACUUCCCGUUGUACAUCGACGCGGACCCGUUGCCCCAGGACGCGCUGCCGCCGCACCCUCCCCCGCUGCACCCGGCGCUCGUCGCCCUGCGCCGCGAGGAGGCGUCGUCGUCGGGUGGGGGCGCGUCCACCACCGUGUCCACCGCCACCACCCUCUCCCAGGACUCGGUGCGCUACGACGGCUGCCAGAGCUGCAAGAGGGUGGCGCUGACCACCGGCUGCGUGUGCGUGAUCUUCUCCUUCCUGUCCAUGCUGGUGCUGCUCUUCAUGGGCCUGAUCUUCGUGCACAGCCACAGCAUCCCGGCGUCGCCGGCGGGGCCCAUUUGCCUGUCGGUGGCCAGCAUCCUGGCCAUGUUCUCGGUGGUGGUCACGUGGCUCAUCUGCUGGCUCAAGUACAGACCGGACCACGAGGCGGGCCACCGAUCGUCCGCCACCGGCAACAACCGGAGAAACGCCUGACUGUGGGUGGUGUGCACUGAUUCUCCCUUUCCCCCCUUUCCUAGGAAUAAAGUCUCGUCCGAAAAUGGCCUUUUUUCCCUUCUCAUAUAGCAAACACCCAGAAGGCCUUGCGUGUU